AUGGCCGAACACGACAGAACGACUGAAUUCAUCUUCUUCCAUCUUGACAGUACCAUCCAGCCGGAGGAUCCGAACAACCAAAAGGGCCAGGAAGUGCUCAAAAUCCUCCAUGGCGUCAAGAGUCACGAUGCUUGCGAAUGGGCGGGUUGGGGCAGGACUGAAGAGAAUCCCAAUGCGCUGAUAUUGGUACUUGAAUGGUCUCACCGAAGCGUAAAUUUAUCGACCAACUCCCUCCAGGCACUAGCUAAGGCCGAGCCUCCAAUAAUACGCUUGAAGACUCGCCUGGAGCGACCCUUGUCAAGCGUCGGCGGACUGCUAGCGAGUCCAUGUGUUGAUGUGACCACACUGCCGUUUGUUGGUUCCAGUACUCUCGAGGAUAGAAUCAAGGAUCUGAAGGCAGUGUCGCGAAUGAGACAGUGUGUUACUCAGGAAGUUUUGCCCGAGGUCAGACCAGACUAUUACAUUCUCAGUACUGCUGGAUCUUUCGCCGAGCUUGACUCCGACAAGAGUCCGACAGGCAGAGUAGAGAUUUGUAUGGCUGUGGUUGGAUGGAGAAGCAGACAACAGCACUACGAUAUGUGGAAGGAGCAGUCAUUCAAAGACAUGAUACCUGACCUGCGAGAGAGAAUGUCACCAUACCCCCCUGGACUGGGCAUUACGCACACCGCCUUCCAGCUACUUUGA
Messenger RNA from Exophiala spinifera, 684 nucleotides. RefSeq lists its product as uncharacterized. Bases 1 to 684 code for a protein of 227 amino acids. The record is from RefSeq and is a predicted model, not a curated record. The transcript has 2 exons. NCBI's taxonomy places the organism in Eukaryota, Fungi, Ascomycota, Eurotiomycetes, Chaetothyriales, Herpotrichiellaceae.